Molecule: messenger RNA, 1205 nt
Organism: Ipomoea triloba (trilobed morning glory)
Lineage: Eukaryota; Viridiplantae; Streptophyta; Magnoliopsida; Solanales; Convolvulaceae
Product: CASP-like protein 4A3
Exons: 3
Coding region: 125-1048 (307 amino acids)
Source: RefSeq, a predicted model, not a curated record
UCGGACCCAUUUCCUUUGCGCAAAGUUUCUCUCCACAAACAAAAAGCCUUUCGUUCUCUUUUUCCCUCCUCUUUUCAUUUUCCCGAUACUACUUGAAAAUUUUUUUCCGGCGAACUAGUUCGGAAUGGAGAAACCAGCUCCAAAUUCCAACUCCAAUUCACAUUCCGGCCUCCAAUACUACCAGAAGAGUCACCGGAAGCAGAGCAGCCAUGUCUCCAUGUCCGAUAACGACUCAACAGCUAGUCCGAUCGACUUAUUCCACUCGCCCUUACGCUACGAAGAACAGUUGCAGGAAUCGAACUCCAAGUCGCCUACCUCUAAGGCCAUUAUCGCCGUCGACAAGUUCUACUCCCCUCAACGAUCCCCGAGCAAGCCGUCGUCGUCGGAGCAGCUCAGCUCGGCGCCGAAACCGCCGCCGCCUCCGCCGCAGCUCGAGCACCGCUCUUCCUCUAAGGUUUACCGCAACCGAUCGUCCGUGGAGGAAGCGAUCACCAGGGUGGAGCGCGUCGGCCGCCGCGCUGACGUGGAGGAGGGCGAGGUUGAAGGUGAGUGGAAAUCCGAGUCGUCCGCCGAUUCCACACCGCGGCAUGUCAGGGUUAGUAAAGCGGCGUUAGGAUUUAGGGUUUGCGAGGUCAUAUUUUGCUUGAUUUCCUUCUCUGUCAUGGCUGCUGAUAAAACUCAAGGCUGGAGUGGCGACUCUUGGGAUCGAUACAAAGAGUACAGGUAUUGCCUAGCAUUGAAUGUCGUCGGAUUUGUAUAUUCUGGAUUUCAAGGGUUUAAUUUAUCCUACCUGUUGGCCACAAACUCCAGCUCUUCUGGUCUGCGUCAUCAGUUCAAUUUUGUUAUGGAUCAGAUUUUGGCAUACCUUUUGAUGUCAGCAUCAUCAUCUGCUGCAACCAGGGUAGAUGACUGGAUAUCAAACUGGGGAAAAGAUGACUUCACACAAAUGGCGAGCGCAUCGAUUGCGAUGUCAUUCCUGGCUUUUGUUGCCUUUGCCUUCAGCUCUCUUGCAUCCGGUUACUGCCUCUGUAACCGCAACACUUCUUGAUCUUUGAAUCAAUCGCCAUCCAUAUUAUACUCGAGUGUUUUCAAGAAACCGCUGCAAAUUCUUACUAGCCCCUAGCACAUUCUGAGGUUGUAUAGAUGUAACAGGAUAAGAAUAACAUUUUCCCUAUAUCAAAAAGCUCCCCCUUUGAAUAUUCUCA